AUGCCGGCGACAUAUGAAUUUCUUCGUUCAAUCAUGUUAACUACUCUACUAAUGACAACAUAUGCCAGGAAAUACAGUGUUAUCGAAGAGAACCGAAAUCGAAUUGCAAGACUUUACGAAGAUCAUGUUUUAACCAGACCAUUUACGAAAAACAGCAGUCGAACGACGGUAGCGAUCGGCCUGGGGAUUAUUGAAGUAGCAGGAUUAGAUCCGCAAAAGCAGGUAAUCACGUUGAAUGUCAACUUUGAUCUGAAAUGGUGCGAUGAUCUUUUACAAUGGAAUUCGACUGAACAAGCGUGUAUUAAACGUAAUCGAUCGGAAAUAUUCUUCGCGGCACAUGAAAUCUGGACACCAGAUAUUCUUGCUAUCAAUGGGCCGCGACAAUCAACAAAAGAAUUGAAGCUUCAAUAUCCGAUAUCCGUCGUUUGCACGGGGAAUGUUCGUUGGUCUUAUCAAGAAAAACUCGUUUCAUUCUGUGAAAUCGAUGUUCGAAACUUUCCAUUUGAUCGUCAACAUUGUUCAAUCCAACUUCAAUCGAGCGUCUACGAUUCGAGUCAAGUAAAACUACGCAGUUUGUACAACGUCGUACGUUUGUAUAAUUACAUAACGACCGAAUGGGAAAUCUCUCAUGUAGCAAUCAAAGAAUUAGACUUAUACAACGUUUAUUAUCGGAGUGAUUUCAGUACGUUGCAAAUCGAUAUUGAGCUCGUACGUUAUUCUCGUUUUUAUAUUCUGAAGAUCAUUGUACCAUUUUUUAUUAUCUCUGCACUCGCUGUCUUUUCAUUUUGUUUACCAACCGACAGUGGAGAGAAAAUUGCUCUGACCGUCAGUGUGCUCUUAUCCUUGGUUUUCUAUGUUCAAUUAAUUUCAAGUUAUGUUCCCAAAACUGAACAAGGCAUUUGUACAUUAACAUUGUAUUCCAAUGCAAUAUUCUUUCUCGUUUUUCUCUCGUGUGUAUUUAAUACAUUUACUGUUUUUACGUAUUAUCAUCAUCAGUAUUCGUUUCAACCAAAACAUCGCAAACGGAAGAAAAGUAUUGUAUUCAAUGUUCAUAAAUCGUUAAUUGAACUGAAUAAACAACGAUGGAGAUUCCUGAAAAGACGUCGAAAUAUGCGCGAAAAUUUGCCUGAACAAACCGAUGUUGAUGCCAUUGAAUUACUUCAUGAUAUUCGAUAUUUUCGACAAGCAUUGAUGAACUUAUUUGUACGACGAAAUUCACUUCGUACAGGCGCAACAUUAGACUUUUCUCAUCCGAUAUUUUCUCCUCAAACGAAAGACAGACGAUCCGUAAAAGAAAUCGCCAUGUUUAUCGAUCGAAUUCUCUUCAUGAUCUAUCUAAUUCUAUUACCAUUGAGUGUUUUACUUUUAUUCAAAUCAACAAAUCAAGCCCGAUUGGAUUCACUAUCAAAAACUAGCGGGCCAAAUCAAUUACUUGAUUUGCGCAAAUCAUCCACUGAUCCUGUACAACUUUUCCGUGCAUGUCCACAUUGA
Messenger RNA from Adineta ricciae, 1491 nucleotides. NCBI's taxonomy places the organism in Eukaryota, Metazoa, Rotifera, Eurotatoria, Adinetida, Adinetidae. The record is from the annotation of a GenBank genome assembly.